AACUCAUAACCACAAACAAACAAAAAACAUAUUCACUCAAAAAACGUCUAUAGCACAAUGGCUAAUUUUCAUUUCAAGCACAUUGCCAUCUUCUUCAUUCUCAUCUCAAUUUCAGUACCUCAAGUUUUAUCAGUAGUAGAGGAUUGUGGAGCAGAAGAAGACAACUCUUGUGUCAACAAAUCCAAAGCAUUACCCUUAAAAAUCAUAGCCAUAGUCUCCAUCUUAAUCACUAGCAUGAUCGGAGUAUGUCUUCCAUUGGUUACACGUUCUAUCCCGGCCCUAAGCCCCGAUCGAAGCCUUUUCGUGAUCGUCAAGGCAUUUGCAGCAGGAAUUAUCCUAGCCACGGGCUUCAUGCACGUGUUACCAGACUCAUUUGACAUGUUGUCGUCGAGUUGCUUGAAGGAGAACCCGUGGCAUAAGUUUCCCUUCACUGGAUUUGUUGCAAUGUUGUCUGCUAUAAUAACGUUGGCUAUUGACUCUAUAGCGACUAGUUUGUACAGCAAGAAAAACAAAGCUGGUGUAAUUCCAGAAAGUCACGAUCAAGAAACUGGAAAUCAUGUUCAUUCGCAUCAUCACCAUGGAUCUUUUUCGACUAAAGAUGGAGUUGAUGGUAAAAAACUACUGCGAUACAGAGUAAUUGCCAUGGUGUUAGAGCUCGGAAUUAUCGUUCACUCAAUAGUGAUAGGGUUAUCUCUAGGUGCGUCAAGCAAUACUUGCACAAUUAAAGGACUCGUCGCUGCACUUUGCUUUCAUCAAAUGUUUGAAGGGAUGGGUCUUGGUGGUUGCAUCCUCCAGGCUGAAUACAAGUUCUUAAAGAAGGCAAUAAUGGCAUUUUUCUUCGCAGUAACAACUCCAUUUGGUAUAGCACUUGGGAUAGCCCUGUCGAGCACUUACGAGGAAAACAGCCCACGAGCACUAAUAACCGUUGGAUUGCUCAAUGCAUCCUCUGCUGGCCUUCUGAUCUAUAUGGCUUUAGUAGAUCUUCUUGCUGCUGAUUUUAUGGGUGACAAGUUACAAGGCAGUGUAAAGCUACAAAUCAAGUCCUUUAUGGCUGUUCUUCUAGGUGCUGGUGGAAUGUCUGUCAUGGCCAUUUGGGCCUAAAUUUGUUUUCAUAAUUUGUUUUGAGCAAUAAGUUUGUGCACACCAGCCCCCUCCCCAUCCCUCUUUUUCUAGUCCCUGCUUUCCUCUACUUUUAAAAUUGUAAUUUGCUAUCUUUUUUAAUUUCGUGACUUAAUU
This is a messenger RNA of Lycium ferocissimum, 1236 nucleotides long. Its product is annotated as fe(2+) transport protein 1-like. Gene Ontology annotation, biological process: zinc ion transmembrane transport. Gene Ontology annotation, molecular function: zinc ion transmembrane transporter activity. The record is from RefSeq and is a predicted model, not a curated record. The transcript has 3 exons. Gene Ontology annotation, cellular component: plasma membrane. Lineage: Eukaryota; Viridiplantae; Streptophyta; Magnoliopsida; Solanales; Solanaceae. The coding region runs from base 58 to 1101 and encodes 347 amino acids.